Molecule: messenger RNA, 2840 nt
Organism: Aplysia californica (California sea hare)
Lineage: Eukaryota; Metazoa; Mollusca; Gastropoda; Aplysiida; Aplysiidae
Product: leucine-rich repeat and fibronectin type III domain-containing protein 1-like protein
Exons: 1
Coding region: 1091-2764 (557 amino acids)
Cellular component (GO): plasma membrane
Molecular function (GO): protein binding
Source: RefSeq, a predicted model, not a curated record
CAGAGCACCCGCCAAACACCCACAUGCUACUAUCUAGUAACACCUUUAAUACACCUACUCUCAGUUGGGAUAAUCACACUGAAAAUUGCUAUUAAUUCGGAGAUGCCUUAUUUUAAACUGUCGAAUACAUUUAUGAUAGCGGGUGUGUUUUUUGUAUCUGUGUUUGUGUGCGUGUGUGUGUGUGUGUGUGUGUGUGUGUGUGUGUGUGUGUGUGUGAGAGAGAGAGAGAGAGAGAGAGAGAGAGAUGAGAUGAGAUCAGGAGGGGGUGCCAUGCUAAUAAUAAUGCAUGUCCGUGUGCAUGUUUGAAUAUGUGGUUUAAAUAGAUGAUUCGUUAUUUCGGACCGAGUCCCAAGAAGGAUCUCUUACAAUCCGUCAGCAUGCAGUGCGAGUGACCAGUCACACAGGAAGGCCCGUCCCCUUCCCGAUCGUACACUUUGCUUGCUUUCAACGUCUUUGAAUAUGACGUCAUGGAUUUUUACUUGUUGCGAUUGGCUCGAAUCAGUUUGUGUUAGUAAGCCGCCUGUAUAUUUAUAAGGAAUACGUGAACACCGAGCCACAUUAUUAUUGCCUAAUACUCACCCAUUUUUGAGAGCCAAUCCUCUCUGAAAGUUGAUAUCAUAGCAUUCAAAAGGCUUAGGUGCGGUCUCUUAGACAGCCACUUUGAUUCUGUCCGCUGACUGAUUUAUUUACGCCGCUCACCGUUCCUGUUGUGAUUUUAUUGCCUUACUUGUGAUUUCAUUUGUUUUUGGCGCUUCACUGUGUUACUGAUCAGUGCUUGAUUUUUAAUUGAAACAAGUACUGUAAUGUGGUAUUCAGGGGCCAAUAGAUAAGAUUCUGUGAGAGCUGUGAGCUGUUUACAUAUUUCUCAGUUUUUUCCCUCCUGUUGCUCUUUUCAGCUAACUUUUACCCCUUCAGUCCUGGUUGUGAAGUUGAUUUUUUUGUAUUUAUUUUUUGUUUUUUUAGUUUUAGUAGAGGUUUUACGGCACUCGCAACUGCAUAAGGUCAUAUGAGCGCCAUUUAUUUUUUGGAAAGAAGAACGAUUACUUCGGACUGAAAAGUAAACCAAACCAAUAAGCUCGUGGACACGAAGAUGAUGAUUUUACAGUCGACAAAGCCCCAAGUUUUUGCUGUUUUGGCCAUAAUACUCUCCACCAUCCUGGCUUUUACGCCGCACGUGAAUGGACAAUGUCCGGCCCAGUGCCAGUGCCACGAUCUGAACGGCCACUCUGUGAUCUGCUCUUUGUCUGACGUGUCCAGCAUCCCCAGUGGUCUGGCUGCUUCCACAGUAAGGUUGACCAUCAUGGGACAGGGGGCCGCAAAGUUCUCUCUGAGCAGUCUCUCGCGCGCUGACUUCAAUGGCUUGGUGAACCUGGUGUCAUUAAAGAUCUCUUUCACCGAGUUGACCACUGUCAGUGAAGAUUCCUUCAUAGAUCUGGUCAAUCUUACGCGGAUUGACUUGUCCAAUAACAGAAUCUCAACUAUUCUCCCGAAUACAUUUGCAAGUCUCAGAAAACUGACACAUAUAUUUCUGUCUAACAAUCCCGGUGCCAAGAUUGAAGACCGUGCUUUCUGGAACGUUCCCUCUCUCCGUGAAGUUUACCUUGGCGGCCUGGGUCUUACGGAGUUGCACCCUAAUAUGUUUUACAAUUUGAACAGUCUCACCAAACUGGACCUGAGCGCCAACCAGCUUACCUCAUUCCCCGCAGACUUCCUAGCCCAUAUGCCCACUCUGCGCUCCCUCGAUCUAUCUUAUAACAAUCUGACUUACUUGAAAGACGAUCUUGCCCCGUACUUUGGUAAACUCCAGCGUGUGUGGCUUGGGGGUAACCAAUGGCGCUGUAACUGCCUAAUAACCUGGCUGAAGAAGUAUCCUCAUGCUGUGGCUGCGGGUAAGACAGACGCUCUCACGUGCGCAGGUCCUCCGGCCCUUCAGCACCAACAUCUGAUGGACGUGGAGGAGUCACUCCUCAAGUGCGAACCGCCCGCCCUAAAGGACUGCCCCUUGAAAGUCACGUCUGAAGAAGGCGGUACUGUGGGAAUCCGCUGUCUGGUGACCGGAGAGCCGUACCCGAACGUCACCUGGACGUUCGUGGAAGGCACCCAGAUGACGUCAGACCGCAUAAACGACGUGCCCUCGGACUGGGUGGCCGUGCACGUGGACAGCAUCCCGUUGUCUUACGACGGCAUCCUCGUGGUCACAGCCGUGAAUAAUGUAGGGAAUGACACGUGCAAGAUAGAAGUAGACGUCCACCCUCCCCACACUACUACUGUCGCUACCACAAACCCCACACCGGACAGCAGCAAGAAGCCGUCUACGCGAACAAGCUUAACCUCUAUCGUAACCAGAUCCACAAGCCCAGUUGGACUCUCGGCAUCCUCGUCUCUAUCUCCACUCUCUUCAAACAACCCAGCUGUGUUGUCUCCCAGCUCGCCAGGAAAUCGAGCUGUGUCAUCGUCGUCGUUGCCACAACCAGCGCCAGCGCAGAGCUCCCCGGCAGAGGACAACGCCCAUGUUAUCGCCCUUGCUGCCGUGUUCGGCACUGCGGCUCUCAUCCUUGCUUCAGUCCUUACGGUGUUCGGUGUGAAGAAACUGACCUCGCUCAGCAGCCAGACCCGCAUCAGCGUCACGCCGGACAGCCAACAGCGCCGCAAGAGCUUGUCGAGCACCCCGGAGUUGACGGACAUGACCAACAUACCCGGCACACCGCAGGCUCUCAGGCCUGGCAUGGCCGCUAAGGGCGCCAUGGCUUUUUUGAAACCGUGAAGGACAAAGACUGGGGUGUUCUGUCAUUUCAGGCUUUUUGAAUAGAUCUAUAAUACUGUAAGAAGUUGUUGGUUUU